AUACAGCAAAAAUGAAGCUUCUGGCCUAUAACAACAUGGUGAAAAGGACACAAGGUUUGAUAAAUGAAAGAAGACACGUUCAACGUUAGAGUCAUCGGUCAUCGUGCCUAAAUAAAAGAAUGGAGUACUCCGGUAAAAUUUCAGUAUAUACGUGUACGUAAAUAGUUGUUUAUUUUCGAACACAUCCACGUAUAUUCAUGUUGUAUGUUACUGUGUAGAUUUAUAAGGCUGUAAUGCAAAAUUGAUCGAUGAUAACCGACAAGUGAGCUUAGAAUGUAGUAUCUGGCAAAUUGGGUUGCUGAUAAAUCGGGGCAUUGAAAAUAUGUGGUCGUGUGGGACUCGGUUUGAAUUCUGCUGCUCUUGUGGACCUGGCCAUUCAGUAUUUGGACCUGAUGGAGCCUGUUUCUAUUUGGCAGCUACUAAUGGCUGAGAAGGAGAGUCAACCAGAAAUCUUUCCGCAGAAAAAUCCCCUUGAGCUAUCAUCCUCCCCAGCUGGUGGGAGGAGAAGAACAUGGCCGGAAGUGGUAGGGCUGACCGCAGAAGAAGCGGAAAGGAAGAUAAAGGAAGAGAUGCCAGCUGGCACCCGUGUUGACGUGGUUCAACCUGAUUGGUUCGUGACAAUGGAUUACAGAACUGAUAGGGUCCGGAUCUUCAUCGAUUCCACCGGGAGAGUUCACAAACCACCAAUGAUUGGCUAAUUUUACAUUACUUGUGUUUGAAUUUCAAUAAUAAUAAAUUUUCUUCUUCCAUUAGUGCUCUGCUUCUUUUUUUCCUUA
Molecule: messenger RNA, 776 nt
Organism: Erythranthe guttata (spotted monkey flower)
Lineage: Eukaryota; Viridiplantae; Streptophyta; Magnoliopsida; Lamiales; Phrymaceae
Source: RefSeq, a predicted model, not a curated record